This is a messenger RNA of Fomitopsis serialis, 1587 nucleotides long. RefSeq lists its product as uncharacterized. Lineage: Eukaryota; Fungi; Basidiomycota; Agaricomycetes; Polyporales; Fomitopsidaceae. The coding region runs from base 1 to 1587 and encodes 528 amino acids. The transcript has 6 exons. The record is from RefSeq and is a predicted model, not a curated record.
AUGCGCCCCGGAAAUGUUGCACAUUCUGAACAUCCAGAUACAGCCGGGUUUUUCCAAGACGAAACUGAUCUAGAACUGUCUCGCGAAGAACAAGCCCAGCAACGUGGAGACGAAGACACAGUCGACGACACCUACACGGAAUCGCGCGGCCGUGUGCGACGGCAACCUCCACACAGUACUGGGAGUGCUGCCGAGAUUCCGGUACCUACGUUUUGCAUGAAGUUCACAGCACACGUGGCGGCGACAGCGGCUCGUGGCACCGGUACAAGCCAAACAACUGCAAGUCACGGAAUCCCCUCUUACCGUUUGCCUACUAUUCCCAUCCCUUCGACGCCAGCCGGGCCUCGUCCUAUUCGCUCAACAGUGACACCUGUCAGCGGUCAAGUACACGAGGCCUCCCAGAUGGACACGCGUGCACUGGCGGCUGCUGUCCACUAUACGAACGCCCUGUACGAAUCACGAGCCCCCUCUCUGCCAGGCUCUACAGCUACGAUGCCAGCCCACGCGCCAAACCGUGACGGUGUACCGACAUCCGGUCAAAUCAUCGCUGAAGGUUCCUCCGUGAUUGGGAACAAACGACCGCUCGAUGGAGACACGGAUGAAGCCGAGUCUUCUGCGGCCGAUCGUCGCCGCCAACGCAAGGCACUCCAUAAUGCCAAACGUCUUCGUCAUAGCGAUUUGAAGGACGACUUGCUUACACGGCAGCUAUUCAGGGAUGCAAGCCUUGCGCUCAAGGUCCACUUCCUGACAGUCGAGCCAUUCCCUUCGGUUGAAGACCGUGAGGAGGUCGUCACUGCGAAGUUCAAUGCUCUCAAGAACGAAGAGACCAAGGUGCGCUCUGCUGUCAUCCGCGCCGUCAUGCAGAAGCUCCCGGACAAAUACGGACUCAAAGCUGUCCCGAAGUCGCCAGCUGACGCCGAACACAACAAGACGACCGUCCAUUACCUGUUACACGGCAAUGUACCACAGGUAGCAACAGUGUCGGGGCCCUCUGCAUCCACUACUACCAGUAUUCUCGGGCCUAGCGGAACGGCGUCAGGACGGGCGGCGACAAACGUGCAGCUUCCAGUCGAACAGACACCUCGCUUUGAGGUGCAAGGCGGCUGUUUCCAUUUCUCGAACCCGACGUCAAAGCAGGGUGCGUUUCGCAACCCAAUCAUCAGUGAUGUCAUCUUCGAGGUUCACCAUGGCCUGAAGCGGUUCGCGACAGGGUACCGCAAAGAUGUGUCAUUCACCAAAUCGACCUACGACAUAUACGACGCUUUCCUCAACGCGCUCGAGCAGCUACGUCACGAACGCGCAUGGACAAGCUACAGGCGGGAACUAUACCACCUCGGGCUACGACACGCACAGGUGUAUGUAGAACCGAAUGCGGAAACAGCCCCUAUCAUCGCGCCAAUGUCUCAAGAGCAAAUCAGUCGCGAGAUGCGCUCGCUCGCCGAGGAACUUGGAGGCGUAGGCGAUGGGGAUCCGCCGAUUGACGAGACAGUCGAUCAUACCACCAAUGCCUCCGAGUCGAUUAUUCCCAGUCACUCCACGGAUCGUAUUCAGGACCAUGGACCUCAGGCCCCUGUCGUCACAUCUUGA